AUGGGCUGUAAUAGUUCAAGAAAAAAUCUUUAAGAAAAGAGUUCUUUAAAUAGCAAAGAACUUGAGAAAUGCAAUGAGAAAUUUAAGAAAUUGUCCUCAAUUGCACCAGGAAAAGCUGAACAAUUUAUUGCCAUCGAAGGUUUUAGAACAGCCUUCACAGAAAAUACGUAAUUAGCUGAUAAAAUCUUUAAAUUUAUCAAAAGCCAAAGUGAAACAAACAAUGUGAACAGGGAAACAUUUGUAUUAUCAAUGGAACUAUUUACAAAAUAGAAAUCAGAAAUAUAUGUUUUUACAAAUAACUACAAGCAUUUGGAACAAUACUAGUUAUUAUUAUUGAUAUCCAUUUAACAUCCUGAAAUUUAUAAGAGAGAAGAAUUCAAGUUGUAAUUGUUAACCAAAGUUGAAAUCACAUAUUUAUAGGCAGGGAUAUUCAUAAAGGAGAUAAUCAAUAUGCUAAGUCCAAAAGGCAAUAGAUUAAGUGAUGACGAUGAUGUAGCAGCUAAACUAUUGAUCAAUAAUAUUUUUGGAGGUAACAUAAAUGAGAAUUAUCCUAUAGAUAAAACAAGCAACAUGGAAUCUCCAAUAGUUUUGCAAAUUAAAUAAAAGUGGAAAAGGUACUUUGCUGGAAAGUUUACUGAUUCCUCUCACAAGAUUAAACUCCCAGAACUGACUGAUAAUUCCCUCAUUAUCAACUAUUAAAUAUUGGGAUUGUUUUAUUUAAGCACUCCUUGGUUCUACUAAACCAAAAAAAAUUUGAAUUUGCUAUUUGCUUAUUAGGAAGGUUAAGAUUAAUUCGAUUUAAACCUUUUAUCAAAUCAAUUGUUAUCCUAAAAUUCUCCAACUCUAUUAUUAUUUAGACAUGUUGAACGAUUAAAUAAGUAUGAAAAAUUGCCAUAUCAACACACACCUGAUGAAAAUUUAGAAGCCUUUGAAUAGCAUUAUCUAUUUGGUUACUUCAAUUCAUCAAGGUGGAGAUUAGCACCAGACAUCACUGGAGAUAAGAAUUCAUCAAUAUUUUCCAUCGUUCCAAAAUACUAACAAUUUAUUACAGGCAAAGGAAAGGGACAAAGCAAAUAUGCCCUAUUGAAUAGUGAUCAAGGAAGACCAUUGCCAUAAUCUUUAUAGAAGAAAUUAAGCAAAUUUGGAUUGGGUAUUGGAGGUAGUGGAUAUGAACAACAUAGAAUUUGGAUUGAUGGUCAAAAUUUGAAGGAUAGCUAUAUAACAGAUGAUGAUAAGACUUUUGCAACAGGUCACAUAUUGGCACCUCAUAUCACAAAAUUGAAUAUUGAUAGAAUUGAAGUAUGGAGUGUUGAGUUCAUUUCUACUUAAUAAGAUUUGUCUCAUUUUAGAUAAACUCAAAUGAAUCAUAUAAAUCAAUUGUUGGAGGAUGAAAUUCCAAAAUAAAAUGUCGAUCCUGGAUCACUUAUCAAUUCAAUUAAAAAUAGAAAUUCAAGGAUUCAAUCUGCUAUACAUACCUAAUAAGUUGAAGAAGAGAAAUAUUAACAAUGA
Molecule: messenger RNA, 1509 nt
Organism: Paramecium tetraurelia
Lineage: Eukaryota; Ciliophora; Oligohymenophorea; Peniculida; Parameciidae
Exons: 5
Source: RefSeq, a predicted model, not a curated record